AUGGCCGCACAAAAAAGAAACAAAGAAAUCACGAAAACAGCAAAUUUCUUUGAGAACAUGGUAAUGAUGAUACAAUCUAGACCUAGUUUAGUGUUCGAUUUCGCUUUCUUCUUCGCUUAUAAUAUAGAAAUGAUUUCACCUGAAACUUUGGAAUUGAUUUUGAAAAUGAUGUCAAAAAAUUUCUCAAAUAAAGGAAAUAUGCCACUUUUUCUAUCGUUCUUUUUCAUGGUUUUGAUGAAUUCGAAUUUAGCUGAACUGAAAUUACCUUUCAUGAAGAAUUUCUAUGAUUCUUUGAAGAGUUUCGCCCAGAAAAAUAAUUUUUCUGUUUUCACUUCACUUUUGGCUUCAAAUGACUUCACUUCACUUGUUUAUAGUGAAGAAGAGAAAUCAAGAAUUAAUAAGUUUGUUGAGAAUUACGAGAAGACGUCUAAAGAAGUUUUAGAAAGUUAUGAAAUUAAACAAGAACAAAACAGAGAAAAUUUGAAAAUAGAAAAUGUUUUGAAAGAAGCAGAAGAAAUACAAGAAAUGUUUCACAGAGAGUUUUUUGUGAAUUUGGACACGAAACUGAGAGAAUGCGAGAGUUUGGAGUGUAAAUUAAAGAUUUCAAGAGAUAUUUAUCAUUCACAGAAUUUAACAAAAGAAGAACUUGAAAAAGAAACAAAAUCUUUUCACAUUUCUCCUUUCUUUUCUCCGAAAUCUUCUCCUUCUUUAAUCAUCCCUUCUAAACAAAUUUUACAAACUCCAAAUUUAGUUCACUCUAAAAAACAAAAUUUAGAAGAAAAUCAAAGUCAAGGAAUUAGAGAUAAUAAUGAUGAAGAAUCUAAUAUAAUUAAACAAGAUGAAAACAACAAAGAUUUUGAUCAAGAAAAACUAAAUUUAGAAAAUAAUAAUAAAAAUCAAAAUAAAGAAAAAUCAAUUUCAAAAGAUGAAAAUAGAAAAGAAAUUGAAGUAAUUCUAAAUCAACAAGGUGAAAAUAAUGAAGAAAGGAAAGAUAUUGUUCAGGUAAUUACACAAGAUGAAAACAGCCAAGAAAUUGGAGAAAAACUAGAACUACAAGAUGAAUUUGAAAUAAUUCAAAUUUCACAAGAUGAAAUCAACGAAAAUAUUACAGUUAAUCUAAAUCCUCAGGAUAAAAAUAGAAAAGAAAUUGUUCAAAAUAUUCAUAAUGAAGAAAACAAAGUAAUACGAAAUACACAAGAAGAAAUCAACAAAGAAAUGAAAGUGAAAACAACUAAUGAAAAUCCAAUUACUGAAGAAACCAAAGUUACUCCAAAUUUACAAGAUAAAAACAACAGAAAAGAAAUGCAAGAGAAUCCAAUUACUGAAGAAAUGCAAGAGAAUCCAAUUACUGAAGAAAUGAAAGUAAUUAAAAAUUCACAAGAUAAAACUACUAACGGAAAUACAAUUACUGAAGAGAAUAAAGUGAUUCAAAAUAAAGACAACAAAGAAAUUGGACUAAAUCCAAAUCCUCAAGAUAAAAUUACUGAAGAAACUAAAGUAACUCAAAAUAUACAAAAUAGAAAUCCAAUUAAUUAUGAUAAAUUUUCAGUUAAAAACAAGUUUUAUCCACUGAUUUCGAAAGAAAGUUCUAUUUACAGUGUUUCGUAUUCCAAUGACAUCAAAUCACAAAUAGAGAUGAUUUACAAUCCGAAAUGUUUCAUGAACACUAAAUUAAUAAGACUAUUCACAAGAAUUCCAUGUGUUUCAUUCAUUCACAACGGAAUUUUGAUGAUUCUUUCUAAUUCCAAAUAUGAAAACGAUGAAAUCAAAUUCAUUGAAGAAGAAAAUCAACAAUUUCUUUACUUUUUAUCACGAGUUGAAGAAGGAGAUUACGGAAACAACUACACGAUGUUUCUUGGCCAUCCUUUGAUUUCAAUCAGUGAUGUUGCAUUUUGUUACGAAUACUUUGGAAAUUCUUCUGAAAUCUACUCAGCAUUGAAUGGAGUUUUCAUUGUAGAAUUCGAAGGAGAAUAUAGUUUAGUUCAUGGAAUAAAAAGGAAAGGAUUAGAAACAGACCAAAACUUGUGGACACAAGGAGAAAUGUCCAAUUUAAAGUACAUUUUGUCUGUGAAUCAUUUCGCAAAAAGAAGUUUUGUUGAUUGUUCAAAUUAUCCAAUUUUUCCAAGAUUAAUCAAAGAUUUAAGCUUGAAAAAUCAAAACAAAACUGAAGAAAAUGAAGAUGAUUUUAUUAUUUUAGAUGAAGAUAAAUUGGAAGAAGAAAUCGAAGUUUUUGGAUUUAAAAUGAGAAAUCUUUCUCUUCCUAUUGAAAUUGCAUGCGGAACAAAGAAAGAAAAAGAGAUAAUAAUGAAUAGAUUUGAUGUUCAAGGCUUCCAUUUCACUGAGAACAUUUCGAACUCUUCUUUUGUUUCUUCUCUUUUAUUGAGAUAUUCUCCUUUUUGUAAUAUACAAUGGGACAUUUUUAAUGGAAAUUGGGAUACUCCUGAACGAAUAUUUAUUGACGUUUCGAAACAUUUAUCAUGUUCACAGAGAGUUAACCAUGAAAUGAUCCCUGAAAUGUUUUAUUUUCCGGAAAUUUUCAUGAAUUUGAAUAAUUUUUCUUUUGAAAAUGGAAAAGAAAUUGUUUCUCAGUUCCCUGAUUGGGCAUCAAGUCCUUAUUCAUUUGUUACUAUCAUGAGAGAGAUCUUGAAUUCCGAUGAAGUCAGAACUAAUUUAAAUAAUUGGUUUGACAUUGUUUUCGGAUUUAAACUUAACAAUUCUAAGUUUUUGAACACUUUUCAUCCGAAUUCGAUUCAUUGCGAAGAAGAUGACAAUGAAGAAAAGAAAGAAUGGAGAUUUAUUUACGGAGAAGUUCCUCAACAAAUCUUUAAUUCAUCACAUCCAAAAUCUUCUUUUAGUUUUGUUGGAAAUAUUAUGACAUUUGAUGUUGAUUUUGAAUAUGAUCCUGUUUCUUCUAUAAUUUCUAUUGGAAAUAUAAGUGUUGCAACUGGUUUAUCUUUCGCAAGACAUGUUUCAACUGAUGGAAAAACAAUUUCGUUGACAUCUAGAGAUGGAAUUGUUUUUCUUUAUACUUUUCCUUCUUUGAAAUUUUUAAAUAAGUUCUCAAGAAAAGGUUGUUACAUGUCUAAAGUGUGCACAGAGUGUUUCCUUUGUGUAUCUGUUUUCAAUGGAUUUGUUGUGUUUUGGUCUAUUUCAAAUGCAAGAAUAAUUAAUAUUAUUAAUAUUGAUUUUGUCAACAAUAUAGAGAUAUUGAAAGAAAAUCAUUUUGUUUUGAUUCACUCUGGAGAGAAAAUUCUCACUUUCUCUCCAAGUGGAUUCCCUGUUUAUUAA
Trichomonas vaginalis G3 is the source of this 3288-nucleotide messenger RNA. RefSeq names its product aggrephagy protein. The transcript has a single exon. Lineage: Eukaryota; Parabasalia; Trichomonadida; Trichomonadidae. Gene Ontology annotation, molecular function: protein binding. The record is from RefSeq and is a predicted model, not a curated record. Bases 1 to 3288 code for a protein of 1095 amino acids.